Saccostrea echinata is the source of this 969-nucleotide messenger RNA. RefSeq lists its product as uncharacterized. The transcript has 2 exons. The record is from RefSeq and is a predicted model, not a curated record. Gene Ontology annotation, molecular function: zinc ion binding. Bases 1 to 969 code for a protein of 322 amino acids. NCBI's taxonomy places the organism in Eukaryota, Metazoa, Mollusca, Bivalvia, Ostreida, Ostreidae.
AUGGCGGUAGGUAAACAGGAAUACACUACUUGGUCUCCGCAAGAACACAGCACAACUUGUGACAAACAUAGUUAUCGUAUUGGAAUAUUUUGUGACGAUUGUGAUGAAUUCAUCUGUUCCAAGUGUGCCAAAACGGAUCACAAAAUCCACAACUGGGACACAUUGGCCACGGUGGCAAGUCAAAGAAGGAGAGAAUUCAUGGAGGGGAAUACAAGUUUUAUGUCGGAUUACGUCUUGAUCGACAACCAUAGAGAACUGAAACGAUUAAUGGCUGACUUGGAUGUCAAAGUAAGGAAUUGUGAAUAUUCAGCGAGAUACUUGAGAGGAGAAAUUAGUGAUGAUGUAAUAGAAUCAAUCAUUGGGCACACUUUGGAUUUAAAUGACAUUAUUGCUACUGAAACAAACUCAUUUCGGCAUGGAAAUCACACCAUAUUUAUUCUUGAGGCAGUCAGUGAGGAUUAUUGUUACAUUCGUUCCACGAUGUCAAAAAUCAAAAAAGUAAACACAGAAGGAAAGGAGAAAUAUGAAUCCGGAAUAAAUGCUAAAGAUGUGUGUGUAAAAGUUGAUGGUUGUGUUUAUUACACAGAUUAUAGGAACAAAUGCAUCUCAAGUCUGUCUACUUAUGGAUAUCUUUCUACAAUAGUCAGCACUAAACCCUUAACACCUGGAGGAAUUUGCUUUUCUUUGGAUAGAGGACUCCUGGUCACAUUGACAGAUGAAUUAUCAGAUGCAUUUAAAUUACGAUCACACGGUAGACGUUUGGUGAGACACCUGAAGAUGAAUGGUGACCUCAUACAUGAUCAUGAAUAUCAGGAGGAUGGUCGGACCAAGAUUUUUAUGUUUCCAACCAGAGUUACUCAGAAUGGGAAUAAAGACAUCUGUGUUGUUAAUCAGUCAGGUGAACGAACGGGUAAACUGGUUAUUUUGUCUUCCUCUGGUCGUGUUAGGUCUAUCGCGGACAGAACCUGA